Molecule: messenger RNA, 5409 nt
Organism: Caenorhabditis angaria
Lineage: Eukaryota; Metazoa; Nematoda; Chromadorea; Rhabditida; Rhabditidae
Source: the annotation of a GenBank genome assembly
AUGGUAUCAACGCGACGGAAAAAAGCGACAGAAACUGAACCUGAAAGUACGCCAACUCCUCCACCAACUAGAACAAGAAGAUCGAGAGCUGCAAAAGAAAAAAGUGCGACGCCAAAUAGUAGGUUAAAAUCAAAAACACCUUCAAUUGAAGAACCGGAAGAAGUGAAAUCAUGUACAGAAUUAGUGAAAGAUAUUGAAUUAGAUCAAUGUGAUUUUUUCGUUGUUGAGGUAAUUCAUUUUUUUCAAAUUUUGGUUCGCCGAGGUCAAAUCAAAUAUUUCAGAAAACAAAAGAAAAUGAGGAAACUAUUAAAGUGGAAGAUGUGAAAGAAACUUUUGAUGAAAUCAAGGAAGAAACUGUAAUUGAAAAUGUGGAACAAGAUAUUGAUUCUUCUGAGUUGAAAACUGAAGUAAAAGAAGAAGAUAUUCUUGAAAAAGUUUCGCAAGAAAAAAAUUCAGAAAUUAUCGAUGAAAAAACAGAAGAAUCUGAUGCUCCUUCUGAAGGAAAAAGAUCAAAAAGUCCAAGUCCAAUGGAUAUAUCAGAUAAUGAACACGAAGAAGACAAAUCUGAAGAGAAUAUUAAUGUUCCUUCAAAUGAACCAGAAUCGAUUCCCGAGGAACCUGAAUUUAUAGAAAUUGAACAACCAAAAUAUCGCCGACCACAUAUAUUUCAUCCAGCUGCAGCUGCUUUUGAAGAAGAAAAAGAAGUUGUUAAAAUACCAAAACCUGUAGUUUCUGAAGAUCAACAAUCGAUGGGAAUAAAACCAAUCGUCAUUAAAACUCCAACAAGACCUGGUUUAAAUCCCAAUCCAUUGCUAUUUUCACCUGGAAAACGAUUUGGAGCUACUUUAUCAGCUACUGUACCACCUAUAUCUGUUGUAGAAUUACCAAAACCAUCAUUUUUUGGUGUUAAAAAUGUACCACCACCACAAGUUAUUCUUUCUCCUGAACCUGAACCUUCUUCAUUGCUUAGUGGACCAAUGAUUAUAGCUCCGGCUGUUGAUAGAAGAAAAGAAGAAGAGAAAGCUAAAGAAUCGGCGGUUCGUUUUAUUAAAUUUUAUAUAAAUCAAAUGAAUUGAAAUUUUUCAGCGUCAACAAGCUCUUGCUGUUGCAGCAAAAAUAUCUAGAAAAUUCGAAAGCGACGAGCGACCGAAACAUUCUUUAGAACGUGAACGUGAGAAGAAUUCUCGCGAUGAAAGAUAUCGAGAAAGUAACACAUCAUCAUAUCAUCGCUCUUCACAUCGAGAAGAUUUUGAAAGAAGAGGAAGAGAACGAGAUAGAAGGCAUAGCCAUAAUCAUCAUAGCAGCAGUCGAAGAUAUGAAUCGAAUAAUGAUCGAGAAAAAAGAAAAGAUGAACGAGAUAAAUCAAGUCCAAGAAAAGAUCGAGAAUUUCGAAUUGAAAAAGAGGACGAUAAAAAAGAACGAAAAUAUCAAGAAGAUCAUGAAAAUAAUGAAAAAGAACAAAAUGGAAUUGAAGAAAUUGUAAAAAAUGAAGAAAAAUAUGAGAAUGAAAGAGAAAAAGAACACGAGGAAGAAAUAAAAGAAAAGACUGUGGAGAAAAUAGUUGCAGAAAGAGCAAAAUCACCUGAAAUUCCAGAAAAUGAAAGAAAAAUACCACAUUUCGAACCAAUCACAGAAUGCAAGUAUUUAACUAAAAAUGCUUCCAAGAAGAAAACAGAAUCACUUGUGUAAGUUUUUAAAACUGGUUAAUUAUUUUUCGAAGCUUCUUUUAGGUUUCCCAAGUUAAUAUUUCUUACUUUAUUUCUAAACUUUGAUAAUUUCUCUCGAUAUUCGGAUAUUUGAGAAUUAAAUUUGGGAAAUAUUUCUUGGGAACACAAUUGGCCAAAACAUUUUUUUAAUAUGUUAUUUUUCGUAUUAUUUUCAGAUGUGAAUGUCAUGAAAGUGGUAACAAUUGUUCGGAUGACGAUUGUGUGAAUCGUGCAAUGUAUACAGAAUGUCCAACAGGUUGUCCAGCUACCAAAUGUAAAAAUCAAAGAUUUACCAAAAAGAAGAAUGCAGCUGUUGAGCCAUUUAAUACUGGAACAAAAAAAGGAUGUGGUUUGAGAGCAACAAAAGAUAUCAAAAAGUUAGUUUUAUUCUUGAAAUAAUUUUUUAAAACCAAAUUUCAAAUAUUUUAGAGGACAAUUCAUAAUUGAAUAUGUUGGUGAAAUGUUAGAACGAGAUGAUUAUGCAAAACGAAAAGAGAAAUACGCAAAAGACAAAUCACAUAAACAUCAUUAUUUUUGUGACACUGGAAGUCAUACAAUUGAUGCAACAACUAUGGGAAAUCCAUCAAGAUUCAUAAAUCACAGUUGUAAUCCAAAUGCAGUUUGUGAGAAAUGGAUGGUACCAAAAACACCAGGAGCUGUUAAUCGAAUUGGAUUUUUCGCAAAAAGAGCUAUUUUAGCUGGUGAAGAAAUUACUUUCGAUUAUCAAUUUGUGAAUUAUGGGUUAGUUGAAUAAUAAUGAAAAAAAAUGAAAUUAAUAUUUGUGAUAUUUUCAGACGUGAAGCUCAACAAUGUUUUUGUGGCUCUGAAAAUUGCACUGGUUAUAUUGGUGAAAGACCGGAAGAUUUUAGUUCGGAUGAAGAAGAUGAAAGUGAUGAUGAAUUAAUAACAACUGAAGAAUUGGAUGAUGAAGAAAAACGUAUAUCUGAGCUUGAAUUUUUAUCCGAAAAUGAAAGAAAAGAGGCUAUUGAGAAUCUUUUGGCUGAUCUUGUUGUUAGAAAUCGAAAAUAUUCGAAGAAAGUUAUUCAAAUUGCUGAAAGAAUGACUAAUUGUGAGCAAAGAAUGAAGUUGAUUGAUGAGAUUUUCUCGCAAGAUACGGUUAGUUUAAUUUUUUUUCAAUUAGCUCAUUGCAUAAUUUUUGAAAUAAUUUAUAUUCAGACACCAAAUACGCAAUCACAUUAUGCAAAAGAAGGAAUUCUGAAUUUAAUGUAUGAAUGGCUUUCGCAGCAAGAUUUAUCAAUUGAAAAUCUAAAAUUAAUGCAAAAAGUAUUGCAAACUCUUCAUGGCGAAGUUUUUGUUCCAUUUGCUCGAUCCGAUAAGGAUUUGUUAGAAGUUGUAGAUAAAAUUGCAAAAAGCGAAGCAGCUCCUGAAGGAAUUCAUAUUCAAUCAGUUGUUGAUAGUUUGGUCAUAAGUGUUGAAACUGGUGAAGAUUAUAACAAAAUUGAAGAUUUAACAUAUGUAAGUUUUGUCUGAUUUUUUCAUAAACAAUAUUUAUGAAUAUUACAGAAUGAAAUCAACGCAAAUUUUGUUCGUCUUCGAGAAAUGGCAAUUCGAUUAAAUGGUCAUUGGUGGACACGAUCUGUUACUUUCCGAAUUCCGAAAAAACAAAAAGUUGAACCAGUUAUCACCCCAAAACAAGUAUCGAAAGAACACAUUCAAUCAAUCGAUAAUUCGUAUGAAUCAAAAUAUUAUUCAUCUCAACCGAAGUUUUUCGAUUCUCGAUCAGAAUAUGGUUCAACAAUUGGUGGAAGAUAUGGUGGAUAUCGAUCAUUUGGUGGAAAUAAUGGAGAAUUUUAUCGUGGAAGAGGAGAAGGCAGACGAUAUCCAGCACAUCAAUAUGAUUCUGGAACAACUUCAUUUUUCAGUAAGUUGAUUUUCAUAAUGAAAAUAGAAAAAAUCAAUUAUAUUUCAGAUCAAUUUCCUUCAUCUUCGUAUCGAAAACGUGCUCGUUAUUCUCGUAGUCGAUCACGUAGUUUAUCACCUCCUCCAAAUAACAAACGAUUUAGAAAUGAUGAUCGAAAAUCGCCAAUCGAUACAACCAAAAAACCAACAACACCUCCAUUUGAACCAGAUAGAUGUACAUCCUCAGUUAGUUCCACAAAAUCUGAAAUUGCUCCGAAAUUGAAUAAUGUCCCGACAAAUCCAAGUGUUCGUAUGGCUCCACCAGGUGGUCCACCACCUCCACCAAUCAGAAUGCCACCACCACCGCCACAUUAUGAUUAUCGUAAGUUACUUGUUUUUUGAAAAUCAAAAUUUGAUAUCCAAAAAAUUUCAAUCGUAGUUUAGAUUGUCCAUUGAAAUGUUACAUUUUUUCAUUUUCACGAAAAUCAAGAAUUUAAGGAUUUCACGAAAAUUAAGGAUUUCACGAAAAUCAAGAAUUAGAUUAUCACGUUUUUUAUUUUAAAAAAUAUAUCAGAAAUCUAGAGUGUUUUAUGAUUAAUCAAAGUUACUUAAAUAUUCAGAAAUGGGAUAUGGUUAUCCUUAUCCAUAUUUUCCACGUGGUCCACCAACUUCUCAUCCAAUUGGUUAUCCUCCACAUCCACCUGGUUUUCCACAACAUCCAUCAUAUUGGCCAACAGAAGAAAGACCAAGAACACCGUUUAGAAUGGAAACAUUGCCAACUAUUGAAGAUCUACGAAUUUUGUACAAAACUGCAACGAUUGAACAGAUAAGGUAGAUUUUUUUCAGAUUUUUCUUUCACUAUCAGAAAAUUUUCCUUUUCUAAUUAACAACAUGAAUUCGGAUUUUUUCAGAGAACAUCGAGAUGAACUUCAACUACAAAUUCAACUUGCUUAUGCAAUGAUUGCACAAAAAGAAGUUGAAAUGAUAAAUGUGCCAUCAUCUGCUGCUAUUAUUCCAUCUGUCAAUAUGAUUCAACCGAAUCCGUGUCCACUUGAAGGUGUACAUGAACCACCGCCGAAAAAAGAAAAAUAUAGUUGGGCACGUGCGAAAUCAGAGAAUGGUGAAACAUAUUAUUACAAUAAAAUAACGAAGGAAACACAAUGGGAUCCUCCAAAUCCUGAACAAGGAGAAGUUGAUCCAAAUGAUCAAACACCACCUGAUACAACUGAAGAAUCUGAUAAUGUAAGUGAAUUUAUUUUCAUUUUUUGAAAUUUUUUAUUUUGAAAAUUUUCAGAAAUCUUCGUUACAAGCGAGAUUAGGUGAAUUAAUUGAAAGUGAUUCUGCUGAAUCGAUAAAAAUGCGAGAAAGAGAAGAAAGAGAACGAGAAAUUGCACGGCAAAGAUGUGAAGCAGCAAAACUUCGACAAAAUGAAGAAAAUGAACGAAUGCAGAAAAAAACGAGGGAUUUCAAAAUUAAACUGGAACAAGUUGUUGCUCCCAUUGUUAAACCAGCAACAAAAAAUUUGAAAAGUGCAACACCUGAAAAGGUUAUGUGGCUUGUCAAAACAGUAUGUUUAAAUUAAUUGGUAUAUUAUUCACAUUAUUUAUUUUUUAUAGAUUGUUCGAGAAAUGUUCAAACGGCAAACUAGUGAAGGAGGAUUUAAUUUUGAACUCACCGAUUCUGCUAAAGUCAAAGUGAGUAACAUUAUUAAUCGAAUUUAUAAUUUCAAAUCCCCAAUUCAAAUGAUUCAUUACAGGUCAAAAAAUACACCGCUGAAGUUUUGGAUAGAAAACUGAAAAAUGGAGGAAUCGAUUUUUGGAAAGGAUAUCAGUCAAGACAAUAA